This is a messenger RNA of Salarias fasciatus (jewelled blenny), 1021 nucleotides long. RefSeq names its product acidic leucine-rich nuclear phosphoprotein 32 family member B-like. Gene Ontology annotation, molecular function: histone binding. The record is from RefSeq and is a predicted model, not a curated record. The transcript is spliced from 7 exons. Gene Ontology annotation, cellular component: nucleus. Gene Ontology annotation, biological process: regulation of apoptotic process. Bases 150 to 899 code for a protein of 249 amino acids. NCBI's taxonomy places the organism in Eukaryota, Metazoa, Chordata, Actinopteri, Blenniiformes, Blenniidae.
GCGCUCUUACUGCGCAGGACGCAGGCGGAAGCGCAGCACUGUGAGGCCCGUUGACUUGACGCAGGAGCCGCGUGUUGAUGCUGCAGAGGACCGCGAGCACAGGAGCCGUCUAACCCCGACCCUACAGCCCCCCUAGAGACGCAAGGGCCAUGGAAAUGACGAGGAGGAUCUCCCUGGAGCUGCGAUGCCGCACCCCGUCAGAGGUCCAGGAGCUGGUUCUAGAUAACUGCCGCACCAGCAAUGGAAAGAUAGAAGGCAUCACCACAGACUUCGCCAACCUGGAGCUGCUGAGCCUGAUCAACGUGGGCCUGACCAGCGUGGCGGGAAUUCCCAAGCUGGACAAACUCAAGAAGUUGGAGCUGAGCGACAACAGGAUAUCAGGCGGUCUGGAGGUUCUAGCAGAGAAGCUGGUGAACCUGACGCACCUCAACCUGAGCGGGAACAAGUUCAAGGACAUCAGCACGCUGGAGCCUCUGAAAAAGCUGCCGCAGCUGAAGAGCCUGGACCUGUUCAACUGUGAGGUGACCAACCUGGCCGACUACCGCGAGUCCAUAUUCAAGCUCCUCCCACAGCUCACCUACCUGGACGGCUACGACAUCGACGACUGCGAGGCGUCCGACUCGGACGGCGAGGGCGACGGAGUGGACGACGAGGACGAGGAAGAGGGCGAGUCGGAGGAGGAGGAAGACGAGGAUGAAGACGAAGACGUAGCGGCGGAAGAUGACGAAGACGACGACAGCUGCGACGAUGACGACGGCGAGGUGAACGGAGACGUGGACAGUGAGGACGAUGACGAGGACGAAGAGGACGAGGAAGAUGACGACGAAGACUCGUCUCCGGUCAAAGGCGAGAAGAGGAAGAGAGACCCCGAGGACGAUGACGACGAAGACGAUGACUGAGACCCCCGACCCCCCCGAAACAAACUGCCGGCACGCGUCACGCCGUGUUAGCUAAACAUCUCAGCUCAGGGAAGGAAAAAAGAAAAAAAACAAAACAAGGCAACACGUUUUCCCGCCAAAAA